AUGUGGAAACAGCCGCAGCCACGGCCGCAGUUGCCGGGGGCUUUUCUUGUGCCACGCCCCUCAGCCCCCGCCGAGACAAGUGUGUCGACGUCAUCGCGCACCGAUGACUCCUACAGCGGCAGCUACAGCUACACCGGAACAGAGUCCACUACGGAAACGGAGACGGCGGCAGAGGCCGUGCCGCAGACCGGGCAAAAACGGCUUCUGGCGCGCCCGGAUUUACCACCACGCGUGCCGCAAACACCACGGCAGCCUGCGAUGGCGCAGGCCGCUCUAUCGCGCUCUGCUGGGGCUGCACGAGGAAAAGCAACCAACACUGCAACUGCCUCAUCUGACAGCCAUGGCGACAGUGAGGGGUAUAGUUAUAGCUACAGCUACAGUGGGGAGGAAGACGACGUAAGCAGUAGUGGCAGUUAUUCUGGUUCUAGCAGCAGCUACAGCUAUAGCACGGAGUCCACCAAGAGGGGCAAAGAUGGAGCAAGGAGAGACGAACGCUGGGCGAAGAAUGAGGCUGUGAGGCCAGAUGAAUCACCCUCGUCCUACACAUACUCGGGAAGUCGCUCAACGGGAGAUGGAGGGGACGCAGAGUCCAGAACCCGUACUUCCUCCUACAGCGGUUCGGCGUCGGGAUCCUACACCGACAGCUACUCCUAUUCAGGUGCGACGGGGAGCAAGGACAGCUACAGCUACUCCACCGCUGGGACCACCACGUCAGGGGCAACGACGUCAGGCGUGACAAGAGACUCAGAAGGCAUCACGGGAUCCUCCACGGUAACGGAGAGGAGCAGCGCGAGAAACCUACGGAAAGGCGUUGGAAGCGUUGCAUCCCAGAGUUAUUCGUAUUCCUACACGGGCGAGGAAACAGAAGAAACUUCUUCUACGCAGCGACACGCCUCCGCGUCCACCACAGAGCUGGAGGAAGAUGAAACGAAAUUGACUGUAAGUACCACACAAGAAGGAAAAAGUGGCUCCCAUGGGUCCUUGCGAAUGAAACCCACGAAGGUGCGUGCGCCGUCUCAGUAUUUGACUCUGAGUGAAGCAACAGAGACCACAGAGUCAACGACUUCUCUAAUAACUGGCAGUGGUACAAGUGGCUCGUUGAGAAAAUCUAGCGAAAUUGAGCAUUCGGAUUCAGCGUCGACAUCUUCACCGGGAAGAGAGAUCCUUGGUGAGGGGGCUGGGCCGAUUGAUGUGCCGCAGUCAAUGCCACUAACGCAGACUCGUGAGGUGGUUAUGCUAACUACGCCACCGGAGGAUGCGCCGCGGUUCCGUGUUUUGCCGCCUGCUUGUCUGGUGCCCCGUGGCUCGGCAAACGACACACUUUUGCAUUUCCUUGAGCGACUGAUGGAAAUUCAGAGAGACUCUUUGCGAAGAGAGGCAGAGAAGAAGGCAGCCGCAUCAGCCGCGACGGCAACAAAGCGGGAUGGUGAAAAGUCAAAAUGCGCAAAGCGUAACCCAACGACGAAGGAGGACAAGAGUGGUGAGAGCCCACAGGCGGAGGGCGGCAGCAGCCAAGCCGUCAUGGAUGUUCCGUACCAGCAUCUCAUCAAGAAGAGCUUAAAGUUUGCAUUAAAGGCUGUUGGUGUGGAAACCGCGGAGGAACGCGCUGUUGCAUUAAAGGGGUGUGUUAUUCCAAUGCACCGUAAUGCCGCACUGGCAAUGGUGGAUGCGUACGCACACAAAUCUCUUCUCCGACGCAUUACCUCCAUGUUUGUAGCGCAUGAUAAAUUUCGGUCUGGUGAGGUGUCCCUGAAUGUGGCACUGGAACUGCUUGGCCGUUGCGGCAUCGCCUACCAAGAUCUGGGGAAUGUUACACUGAGCUUAUGCGUCUCUUCGCCGAAAGGGCGUACACCCUUGCUCUGCGUUAUUCAGCGGAUGCCGCUCCCUGGUCCCCCCAGCGCCACCGUCGAGGGUGAGGAGCCACCACCCCUCGAGACAAAUAUAAAUGAGGAGGUUGUAGAUGUGUGCAACAGUGCAUUUCGUACCGGUGGUGCAAAGUUGUAUUGGGAUAAUCGCAAGGGUUCAAUCUACGUGGGAAAUCGAAGGGUCAUUAAAAGGAUUGCAUCAUCCGAGGCCGCUAAGAGUAUACUUGUUCACCUUGAGGCACUCAUUCACGUUUGCUUUGCAGUGGAGGCAUGCGUUUUGUGGGAUCAGCCGUUGUCCGUGGUCCUGUACACCCCGUUACUCGCCGCGCUCCUACCCGCGACGUCCGAGGGUGACUCAGGGGAGAAGUCCAUUUUGAUAGAAAACGCCUUGGUGUCGGUGCUUAACCCCGUGAGGCAGCUGAAACGAUUGUCUGCGCACCAACAUCUGCAGGAACAGUAUUUGAUGAACGGCGACGAAGCCAUUUUGUGCGACGUGCUUCCUGAACGCCAGACGGCUGCUGCUGGGACAGCAAUAGAGCAGCUGCGUCGACGUGUCGAUUGGGCGCCCCGUCCUGCCUCUGACGGAGGCGGUUUUGAAGUGACGGCGCCGAUGAAUUCCAGCGACGUGUACUGCGAAGUGGGCCUUAAAAAACUUCGGCUGGACGCCUCGACGCCUGCGGGGGCACGUUGCUACUGUCUUGUGAGUGCGCGGAUGGUGUCUAGCGGUGCGUGGAUGCCGGCCGUCAGCAUUCCCGCUGUGUCGACAAAGAGCAGCAAGAAGGAUGGGUUUAAGUGGACCUUCUCCUACGAUGCAAGUCAACGUGUCUUGUUUGCGGGCAAAGUGGCCGAUACAAUUUGCAUUGAGGCAUGCUACGACGUGGAAGAGGGCGGCGGUGAGACGGUUACGUGGUGUGCGGGUCACGUGUUGGUGGCCUGCAGUAACGCAAAAAGCGGCAAACUCGCCGUUGCCAGGGGUAGUCUUCUCUCCGACGUUGCCCCACCCGCCCCGGUGCCAAAACUCGUGGGUCCCGCAAAAGGUUUUUGGUGUUUUUGUAAAAAAAAGAAAGAUGCGGCACCCGCCACUUCCAUUUCGAUUGUGGUGAAAGAGGUCCAGCCGAAGUCGCUCCCGGUGCGUGCCAACUUGCCGCCGAGAUUUCUCACGCUUCGACGGCAUGUAUCGCUAAUGUCGCAGCUGCGGGCCGCCAUUCUGAGCGUUGGCGAAUCUCGCAUGACCCCGUUACAGGCACUCCGUCAGCAACAAGUCCAAAAUUGUCUCGCAGUCAUGGCAAGCCCCGUGCUUAUGGAUCUGAUGCAGGCGCUAUGGGAGCGGACCUUGAAGGGGAAAAUGGAGAAGAAGCCAAAGGAUGUGGCACAGCGGCAAAAGGCGAUGCUGUCGCUCGCCACCAAGAUUAUAUCCGUCCAUAACAGCAUUGCUGGUAGUCCCGAGGUCAUUCUGGACAUCUUGGGUCGCGGCGCGGCUAUCGCGGCUCCGGUAAAUCCGCUGGCGCCUCAGCGCCCUGUGGAGGUUUGA
Molecule: messenger RNA, 3396 nt
Organism: Trypanosoma conorhini
Lineage: Eukaryota; Euglenozoa; Kinetoplastea; Trypanosomatida; Trypanosomatidae
Exons: 1
Coding region: 1-3396 (1131 amino acids)
Source: RefSeq, a predicted model, not a curated record